Messenger RNA from Vollenhovia emeryi, 1092 nucleotides. RefSeq lists its product as uncharacterized. Bases 635 to 949 code for a protein of 104 amino acids. The transcript has 4 exons. The record is from RefSeq and is a predicted model, not a curated record. Lineage: Eukaryota; Metazoa; Arthropoda; Insecta; Hymenoptera; Formicidae.
ACGACACAUCCCACCCAGUAAUUUCGCUUCUCGGAAAUUAUGUAUUCACCUCGUUUUCAAAAUGACCGAACUCAUCGGGCAGUCGAGUCACGUUUUUGCCGAAGAGACACGACCACACACAGGUGUACCGCUUCAUGACGCAACGGACCGCAUAAUUCCUAAGGGGCGUUUGCGGGGGCGGAGUCGCGGUCGCGAAGAAAGUGCACAACUGGUGGCCAACGCGUGUUAUACGCAGCGCGAAACGCGAAACGUGCCGCCAUCGAAGUCGAAACGAUAUCGCGGCUUGAUGAAGUGUGGCCGAUAACUGCGUGUCAAACGAUACCAUUGACAAGUGCUCGUGCAACAGCGCAUUCGACAAAGUAGACAGCUCUACCCGAUAGAUAACGAGCGCGACCUGGUUGCCGCGAUAAAGCGGAAAAUGCAUGCGUUUUCGCGUUCCCUCUCCCUCUGUCUUUCCCAGUUUUUUUUUUGCACAGGAUCGCAACAUCGAACAUGACCGGUGUACGCGUGUAAGCGCAGUAGUGGAUGCAAAUACAAGGCUAGCGGAUACAAAGCUCUCGUCGGUGUUUAACGUUUAAGUUAUUCGUACGCGUGAACUCUGGCGAGGAGACAAUUUCUGGCCGGCGAAGGCAGGAUGUCGAUGGAUAAAAUCAUCAAUAGGGUGGACAUCAAUUUUGAUAACGGUUUACCAAGGGGCGCGGAUAAAGAUACGCACCGGAUGUUGGGAAAGCGAGGCAAUUUUCGAAAGAGUCGUCGCGCCGAGAGAGACGUCGGACGGCAGACCGAACGGUCAUUUUACUCCACACUGAUACGACUGGUCAGUAAUAGUCCGCUUUUGACAAUGUACGAGAUAUAUCGUCGCUGGAGACAAAUCUCCGGAGAAAUUUACAUUUUAAUAAUAACGGCCAACUGUGUCAUCGGUGAACGGAGUUGUGCCAGGACGGGAUGAGAAGCGAAGAGGGAGACUGGCGUCGACAAGACGCGACCGAAGUUUGAUAUUUCGCCGAAAAGUCCUCGCAUUGUCUAAAAGUUGAUGGUGUCACCCCAAGGAGGAAGAUAACAUCUGGUGCUGCCUCCAUCAACAGCCUACUC